UGCCCGCCCGCCCGCCACGAGCCCCGGGCCCGCGGCCCCUGUGUAGCGCGGAGGAUGGCCGGGGAGCGGCUGCUCCUGCUCGCCGCGGCGCUCGCCCUCCUGCCGGCAGCCCCGGCCCUGAGCGCCUCCGCGGAGGAGCCAGCCCCCGCCAUGCAGGCAUUGCAACAUACUUUCGAGAAUGUUAAACACAUAAAGAUCAGUGUGCAUCCAACCUCAUCUAUCCAGGUUUCAAGCUCAGGAACAGACAACUUAACAAUCUAUGAAUCUCAUACAACACCUUUUGGGUCUGAAGAAAAGAAAGAAGAGAAAACCCUGAGGAACCUCGUGGAGAUUCUGCAGGAUAUGAUACAAGAUGUUCCUACACAGCGCACACCAACUGAGCAAACAAUCAUUACACCCAAAAUAGUGAAAUCGUAUGUUAAUGGAAAUAUUGACUCUCUUUGGUUAAAUGUGGGCCAAAAACAUGGUGGAAAGCUACAGAAGUCAAAGAAAAAGGCUGCUGUUACAAGACAAUUUACCACAUCUACAACAACCCCAUUUUGGAGACUGCGAACUGGCACGGAAGUUUCUGUUGUUUUACACACUAAUGAGUCUUCUAGCUCAACAACACCACUGAAAAACAUAUUUAUUACAUUUGAAAAUGCUGUUUCGAAAAGAAAAAGUAAGACUUUUGAUCAGCUAACAAAUGGAUCCCUGGAAAAUCUAGUUCAGUCUUUAAAGAAUGUAAAAAAACUCAAAGAAACAGAAAACAUCACCAAAAAAGCAGAAAAACUGAAACACGUUGCAAAGGUGAAAAAGCUACAUGUAUAUGACAAGGUGAAACAUCGACCUGCGGGUGAAGCAAUCUUGGAGAAGAUUGAAAAGCUAAAAAAAUUGUUACAGAAGCCACCACAUUAUGUUAAACAAAAUCCACAUCUCCAAGAGUAUGUUGAAUCAUCUGAAAACUAUAUAACGAAAUCUCUUAUGCUGGAAAAAGAAGCAGAGGCUUCACUAGGUCUGCUGUAUCACCAACCUAAGCCUUCACCUCUGAAAAAAAAGGUAGAACAGAACACAGAAGAAGUAGAACAGGACACAGCAGAAAUCAGAAAGUUAAGAGCAUUUAUUAACCUGCUGUAUGAUUUUAGUCCUCAGCUAACUACAUAUAUUGAUAGUGCUGACAAGAAAUAUGUCCCAGAGGAUAUUAGUGUAAAAGCUAUUGCUGUUCUUGAUGCUAUGAAACAUGUUUUCUGUGGAAGUCAGGCAGAGCAAAACAAAAAGGUGUUGAAGAAGUUGCUAGAGGAUGAUAUAAAGCUUUUAAACAUGGUUCUUAAGAACCACGAAUAGACUCUUAAAAAUAGUUAUUUAUUGGUGCCCUUCAUUGCAUUAACUUUAAUUUUAAAGUUCGAUUUUCUAGUUUGUCAUUGUCAUCUAGACCUGAUCUCUGUUGUAACAAUAUUCAUCUCAGUAAUUAAACACCAUUUUUAAAAAAUGUUCAUUUUCAGUGUUUACCAUGAUGGGUUGUUGACCUUGGAUAAGCUUAUUCUGUUGUUAAAUUUGUGUUGGCAUCUGAAUGAAUUAUGCUUAGAUAUAUUGUUAGUUUAAAAUUUUACAGUUUCCUUUUGUAAGGGUUGUUGUGCAAUGCUGUUGUAAUAUUUACCACUUAG
Mauremys reevesii (Reeves's turtle) is the source of this 1643-nucleotide messenger RNA. RefSeq lists its product as uncharacterized. Gene Ontology annotation, cellular component: acrosomal vesicle. The record is from RefSeq and is a predicted model, not a curated record. Lineage: Eukaryota; Metazoa; Chordata; Testudines; Geoemydidae. Bases 55 to 1323 code for a protein of 422 amino acids. The transcript is spliced from 4 exons. Gene Ontology annotation, biological process: fusion of sperm to egg plasma membrane involved in single fertilization; acrosome reaction.